This is a messenger RNA of Durusdinium trenchii, 1587 nucleotides long. The record is from the annotation of a GenBank genome assembly. Lineage: Eukaryota; Dinophyceae; Suessiales; Symbiodiniaceae.
AUGGCCACCGUUGCUGCUACAAUCACUACAGUGGAGACCAGGGCAAAUUCAAGGAAACGAGCUCUUGAGAACGAGGCUGUACAGAGCCCCAAGUGGCGCAUUCGACUUGGUGAGCGAGCCAAAGGAAUCCGCAACCCCAUCAGGGAGAUUAUGGAUACAAUUGCAGGGAAAGAAAAUCCAAGCAAAUCUUUGGUGUCCUUGGCACAAGGAGAUCCCACCUGCUACCCGCACUUGCGACCCAGUGCAGAGAUGGUGCUGGCUGUCUCCCAUGCAGUGAACUCGGGACAAAACAAUGGAUACCAGCCAAGCCAGGGGAGUGCCAGAUGCCGUGCAGCCGUUGCUGCCUUCUUCGACACACCUGGUCGACCCACACUGCAGGCCAAGGAUGUUUUCAUGACGCUGGGGUGUUCUGAAGCUCUUUCCCAUUGCAUUGCAGCCUUAGCUGCUCCAGGCAGCAAUUUGCUCCUGCCGCGCCCGGGCUUCCCAUUGUACCAAGUACUUUGUGACUACCACGGAGUCGAGGUACGCUACUACGACUUGUUGCCAGAGAAGGGUUGGCAAUGUGACAUUGGGGGCAUUGCUAAGCUGGUUGAUAAGAAUACCUGCGGUUUGCUGAUCAACAAUCCUUCAAACCCUUGUGGCACUGUGUUCCCUCGUGAGCACCUUGAGGAGGUCUUGAAAGCAGCAUUACAAUUGCGCCUCCCAGUGAUUGCAGAUGAAGUCUAUGCUGGGAUGAGCUUUUCCAGGCCUUUUGUAUCAUGUGCAGCAGCUUCUGCACAGGUGCCCAUUCUAUCUGUUUGUGCUCUGUCGAAGCGCUGGCUGGCUCCUGGUUGGCGUCUCGGAUGGAUCAGUGUCCACGAUGCAGAUGGAGCUUUUGCAGAUGCAGGUGUACCAGAGACUUUGUUGAAGCUUUGCCAAGUUUCCUUGGGACCGACCGCACCACUUCAGGCGGCUAUGCCCGAGAUCUUGACCACAGUGCCAGAUGGUUGUGCUUGGCACAGGGACGUCCUGGCGGCACUGGAGGCCAGCGCACAAUGCUGUGUGCGACGCUGCAAAAGGAUCCCUGGCUUGGAGGUUGCCGCAGAGCCAGAGGGAUCUAUGUACUUGAUGGUGCGCCUACAGCCCGGUGUACUGAACAUCGAUGAUGAUGUCAAAUUCGCUGGGAAACUCUUGGAGGAGGAGUCUGUGGCCGUUCUUCCUGGACAGUGCUUUUGUGCACCAAGCUUCUUCCGCGUGGUUUUUGCAGCACCAGUGGAGGUGUUGGAGGAAGCCUGGGAUCGCAUCGAGUUUGAAUUUGAUGCACGUGAGUUCUGCGUGGCGGGCCGCUUUCAAAACCCGAGCCAGUUGGGCCGGCAUGGUGUCACAGGUGGCAGAAAUGGCUAUGGUGCAAAGCUCACGAACAUUUUCUCCACCAAAUUUGCGACUGGCCUGAAACUGGAACUGGAAGAGGAGAAGGGCAAGGCUAAGAUCACCAAGUAUUCUGGCAAGGACUUCACGAAGGUGACAUUCUAUCCAGACCUGAAGCGCUUUGGCAUGACAAAGCUUGACAAGGACCAUGAUUUGAAAGCUUCACAUGCCAAAGCCUGA